Molecule: messenger RNA, 1638 nt
Organism: Colossoma macropomum (tambaqui)
Lineage: Eukaryota; Metazoa; Chordata; Actinopteri; Characiformes; Serrasalmidae
Gene: ube2f
Product: ubiquitin-conjugating enzyme E2F (putative)
Biological process (GO): protein neddylation
Cellular component (GO): nucleus
Molecular function (GO): NEDD8 transferase activity
Source: RefSeq, a predicted model, not a curated record
GUGGGUGUGAGCGCACGCAUGUGUGUUGCUCAGCUAUGCUGACGUUGGCGAGUAAGCUGAAGAGGGAGGAAGGAGUGAGAGCAGGCGGAAGCCCUGCAGGCUCCCACGAUGCCUCACACAGAGUGUCCAUCAGAGACCGGUUGCUCAUUAAAGAGGUGGCAGAGCUGGAGGCCAACCUUCCUAACACCUGUAAAGUCACGUUUCACGAUGUGAACAAGCUCCACCACUUUCAGCUUGCCAUUACUCCAGAUGAAGGCUACUACCAAGGUGGAAAGUUUCAGUUUGAAAUCGAAGUCCCUGAAGCCUAUAAUAUGGUGCCUCCUAAAGUUAAGUGCUUGACAAGAAUAUGGCAUCCAAACAUUGCAGAAACGGGGGAGAUCUGUCUGAGCUUACUGCGAGAGCAUUCAAUCGAUGGCACGGGGUGGGCACCAACGCGCACGCUAAAGGAUGUGGUGUGGGGAUUGAAUUCACUGUUCACUGAUCUUCUGAACUUUGAUGACCCACUGAACAUAGACGCUGCAGAGCAUCACUUACGGGACAAGGAUGACUUCAGGAGCAAAGUGCAGGACUUCAUUAAAAACUAUGCAAGAUGAUGUCUCGGUCAGCUGCGCUAGCCGCUCAUGCACGCCCGCGACUUUCGCAGCCGAACGCCCACCCACGAGCCCUGAGCGCCGCAGAGACAAAAUCCCGAAACAUUUCCAAACACGAAGAGAGCGAAACGUUCCGUGGCUUGAAUCGCAGGCUCUUGCUUGAAGGUUUGGGAGUGGGAUUGGUGGGCUUGUCUUUUAAUUUUGUUUUUGUUUUUUUUUGUUUUUUUUGUUGUUUUUUUCUUGCUCAGGGCUGUUUUGCAGAAGCCCACAAUCUCUCGUAAAGCUGGUUCUGCUUUAUCCAGUUUGCUUUGCCAGCUAAUGAAAACAAAGAGAAAUGCGCAAUUAAUAAAGAAAUCAGUUAAUAAAGGAUUAAAGGUAAAUUAUUCACAGCAACGAUAAGACACACGCUCUCUGAUGUCACCUCACGUGCUAGUGCCUCUGUGACCUUACGCUGACUGCAGCAGCCUGCAAGCUCCCGCAUUCAUCUGACUUUGUACCUGAUAUCCCUCAGACCCCAACACGUCGCAGGAAAUGCACCAAUCGCACACAAGGAGAGGAGGCUCCCGAUGCUCGCUUAGCCAAUACGUGCUCUGCAGGAUAUGAAUAUCUAUAUAUAAAUAUUUUUUUUUCUCGGUGGAGUUUCUGUGAGUUUUACGAAGCCGCUUGUUCCGUUGCUGUCCGUAUUUUCGCAGGUGCCUCUGACCGAAUAAAGAGACUCUUGUAACCGUUUCUGAUGAAAAACUUCGACUUCCUCGCACUCCUGAAUGCGUUUUAUUCCCGUCUGUAUGAGUAUACACGUUCAGCUUUGCAGAUGUGUGCAUGUUCAAGCGUAUGCAAGCGAACACUGGGACACCAGCACUGUGUAUGUGUGAAACAGAGACAGAACGUCUGAUUUGGUAGCAUGCACUGGGCUACUGGACCACUCAGCCAUAAGCCUACGAAGCUAGUGAGAAUUUACUUUAUUUAAUUUCUUUUCUCCCCUUCCCCCUUUCCUUUCCUUAGAGUUGUAUAUCCAUUUGUAAAGUAUAUUAAAGAUGGAUUCUACUGA